GAGGCUUGGAACGCGGAUGUGCGCCUCUCUUGAAGCUGAGACAUGCUUAUAGGCUCAGUCAGUCUCAUUUGUGGGCAGAAUAUGUGGACCAUAUUAAGGAGCAGGCUGUUACUCAGUGGACAUUAUUCAUCAUGUGACGUGUACCGUGCCGUGUCAAACCAUGCUUCUAUGCAGAGCAUAGCCAAGCUGCAGGAGAGAAAAAUAAACAAACUGAUCUUUCCAAUUACAGACUUGGAGAAGUUUCUAGGCCCCGGUGUUGAUACAACUUAUUUUAGGCUUUUCAAUCCCAGCCUUGAGCAGAUUGUUAAAGCUGAGGAAUUAUUUAGGUCCUCAGGCAAGCAUGUGAUCGAUUAUUACACUUCGGCUGUCAGAAUGGACCAUACACCCUCUCUCACGCAGCCAGAGGUAUGUUUCAUAGGAAGAAGUAAUGUUGGCAAAUCAACGUUGAUAAAAGCCUUGUUUUCGCUGGUGCCUGGACUUGAAGUAAGAGUGUCCAAAAAUCCUGGUCACACAAAGAAACUGAACUUUUUUAAAGCAGGGAAAGCGUUUACUUUGGUGGAUAUGCCAGGCUAUGGUUAUCAUGCACCUGAAGAUUUUACUGAUAUGGUAGAGGAAUAUCUUCAGAAGAGACAAAAUUUAAAAAGGAUAUUUUUGCUUGUGGACGGGUCCAUUGGUCUUCAAAAAUCUGAUUUAAUAGCCAUUGAAAUGUGUGAAGAAUUUGCAAAACCUUAUGUUGUUGUGAUAACAAAAAUAGACAGACCCCCUACGGGAAUUUUAUUGACGCGCUUUCUAGAGGUUCAAGAAUUUAUUGUGAAUAAAACGAACGGAUGUUUUCCCCAACCCUUCCUAAUCAGCUCCACCCAGUACUCUGGAGUCCACUUGCUCAGAUGUUUCAUUGCUCAUGUAACAGGGAAUCUCCCGUCCACCAGCUGAAUAAAUACCGUCUUUAAAUUUGCCCAUACUGUACCGGCUGGGUCUCAUUGAACUCUAUAAUUAUUGAAGAUGAAAUGCAAAUGUCUUAAAGAGAAGUAAUCCUUUAUCUCACCAAUACUGUAUCCAUAGAGUCUUUGCACUUUAACCAAUACAGUAAAUAGGGUUUAUAGUACUUAGGGUUAUUCUAACUACCUUGUGUACAUAAACUGUGGGAGGAGUGGGACACAAACAAAAGUGUUAGUCUGAAUAGUUUCAUUUGAAAACAAAUCAGAACCAAGUUGCAUCCGUUGUUUGGUUUGUCUGAAUUUCAAUUGCAAAGUUUUAUUGCAGUUAAAAUU
This is a messenger RNA of Pelobates fuscus (common spadefoot toad), 1271 nucleotides long. RefSeq names its product GTP binding protein 8 (putative) (gene GTPBP8). Gene Ontology annotation, molecular function: GTP binding. Lineage: Eukaryota; Metazoa; Chordata; Amphibia; Anura; Pelobatidae. Gene Ontology annotation, cellular component: mitochondrion. The coding region runs from base 43 to 933 and encodes 296 amino acids. The record is from RefSeq and is a predicted model, not a curated record. The transcript has 7 exons.